Molecule: messenger RNA, 3367 nt
Organism: Gordionus sp. m RMFG-2023
Lineage: Eukaryota; Metazoa; Nematomorpha; Gordioida; Chordodea; Parachordodidae
Exons: 17
Coding region: 101-3088 (995 amino acids)
Biological process (GO): regulation of transcription by RNA polymerase II
Cellular component (GO): nucleus
Molecular function (GO): RNA polymerase II cis-regulatory region sequence-specific DNA binding; DNA-binding transcription factor activity, RNA polymerase II-specific
Source: RefSeq, a predicted model, not a curated record
UAAAGUUUACAUAUAUUUUUACUCGUGGAUUCCUAAUUCAAUAUUAUAAAAUAGUAAAUUUACAAUUGCUCAAAAAUUCAAAAUAGGAUUUCAUAAGAAAAUGACAAUGGAUGAUGUUCAUCCGUUUAUAGAAGCUUUACUACCACACGUUAAAUCUUUCGCUUACACCUGGUUCAACUUACAAGCCGCUAAGAGGAAAUACUUCAAAAAACAUGAAAAGCGUAUGUCCGUCGAGGAAGAAGAGAUAUGCAAGGAACAAUUGCAGGGCGAAACGCGUGAAGCCAAGCUUAAAUGGGCUGUGCGUUUGCUGGGUAAACUGCGCAAGGAUAUAACCGCCGAAAGCCGGGAAGAUUUCGUAAUGUGCCUCACAGGCCGGCAGAGUCCCAAAGGGAAAUGCUUCUUAAGUAACCCGGAUCAGAAGGGUAAGAUGAGGCGCAUAGACUGCCUAAGGCAAGCCGAUAAGGUUUGGAGGCUAGACCUCGUAAUGGUGAUUCUCUUCAGGGCCAUCCCUCUGGAAAGUACCGACGGUGAAAGGCUCUCCAAAAAUGGAGGAGAAUGCCGACUUUCGGCACUGUGUGUUAACCCUUAUCAUAUCAACGUCGUCAUUCGCGAACUCGAUCUGUAUUUGGCAAAUAUCGUCUCCGUUCACGAACCCCUGUGCGAUUUUUGUCCUACCUGUCAAAAAAUAGUCACCGAAUCUUCUAACGUCAUAGUUAAUCCCGAGCAGCACAAAGCAUUAUUAACCUGUAGAUGUUCCUUUCAUUGUUUGGAUCCAGUGGUUUAUCAAACUGGCCCCUUUACGGCAAACGAAUUGGCCGAAUUAUGUUCAGAAUCAAUUUUAGGCAGCGGUUCCAAUAACCUCACAAAUGGGCUCUCUAUGGUAAACAACAUAAUAAUGAACCACAAAUACAACAUACAUCCCCACGGACAAAAUAACACCCGCCCUGGCUUGAGUCAAUCGAAUAAUCACUAUUUGAAUAAUAAUCACAACAACAAUAAUAAUGUUCCCCUCAACUCUUUCGCCCACACCGUCAAAGUCGAAAAGGGCGACGUCAACAAACUUUUGCAGAGACAGAUGCUGCUCUCAAAGAUACACGAAAACGUCGGCGCCAGCAUUCAGCAAGUCUACAAUAAUGGCGGGACUAAUAUUUAUAAGCCGAAAGACAAUGGGGCUACCAACAUGGCUACCAAUAAUAUGCAAAACAAUGGGAUUAAGGGGCAACAACCCGGUGGCGCCAUGCAGCAACAACAACAAAUGUCUAACAAUAACAAUACCAUCUCUAAAAGAGGUCAGAAACGGAGUUCUAAUUCAAUGAGUAUUAUCGACGAGUACCUCAGUAACCAGGCCUCGGCGGCUCACUCUAGUCAGCUGCUUAGUAAUAUAGAGAACUCUAACGUUUGGAGACCUAACAAUAUUUUCAUAACCAACGAUUUCCUUAACAAACAGCACCAACAUUUUUCCUCGUUCGAUGCCCCCCUGAGUGGUAAUAACCCGUAUCUGUCCCAAACCAACGAUACUAGCAGAAGGUCUUUGCCUCAAAAUCAACCCCAGAACCAUAAUAGCCUUGACAAUAAUAAUAAUCAUCAACCACAUCAUUCCCUAAUGGAUGGUUACACUAGGGAAGACAAUAUGCUGGGAAGGAGCAACAUACAACAAGCUAACAAUAAUAAUCUCUCUUCAUCUCCAAAUAAAAAAAUGACAAGUAUGGACGAUUUCAUCAAUCACAACAAACCGGGUGGGUCUCAACAAAACGUUAACAAAAAUAAUGCAAUACCCGAAUCAGAAAUACCUCUAAAUCAUCAUUACAAUAUGCAAAACGAAAAUGAGUCUAAUAAGAUUAUACGCGUCGCUUCAAACAACGAUCAACGUCCUAGCAGUAUUGCCUCCCGCCCUCUAUCCUCCAUAAAUAACCUGAAUAGUUCAAAUCACAAUACGAGCUCUAACUUCAACAGCAACCAAUCCAGACUCCUAAAUGAAAAGGGCAAAAAUAUGACGGGAAUUUUAUUAAAUCUGAACAAUGCAAAUAAUGUUAAUAAUAUGGAAGCUAAUAUCAAAAUGGAGCAGGACUCACCGACCUCUUCGACCUCUUACACGAAUGAAAUAGCAGGUAUGGAUAAAGACUAUCCAUCGAGACCAAUUAGGAAUGCCGCUGACAAUAUUAAUCACGGCGGCGAGAAUUUCAACUCCAUGACCAUGUUAAAUCCUCUCACCUUCUUUGGGAGCAACCAAAACCUUAAUUCUCUGAAAGAAAAUUCGAAUCACAUGCAACCGCUUCAUCAUAACCCAUUUGGAGGGUCGUCUUUACUUAACCCUAAUCAAGUAUUUUCGUACACCAAUUUCAGCCCUAUAAACCUGAGCGGGAUAGUUAGUCCGACUACAUUUAACCUAUUCGCCUCACCCCUUACCACCCCACGUAACACGCCUCGUUCCAGCCCUACCCUAAGAAGCUUAAAUGGAUAUAGCGGGAAUUCUAAUAUGGGUAACAACGGAAAUUCUUACUCCCUCAACAACGGAGGAAAUACUACCUCUAAUAAUCCCAACAGCCAUCUUAAUGGCUCUAAUGGGAAUAUGGCAAAUCAAAGUAAUCAUUCCCAUUCCUUCUUAGGAUUGGACGAAAGUAUGGAUUACUCUGUCCUUUCAAGCUUACUACCCGUCGUAUUAGCCGAUGAUCACAAUGAUAAAUCAAACUCGUUACCCCCACUCCCUAUCAUAUCGCCUACCGAUUCGGACGAUAAUAUGAGCAGUCCUUUGGAUCCCACCGAGAGAAAAGAUAUCGCGACCCCUCCUUCCGACUCCUUCAACAAUAAUGAAAGUUCCUUGAUAAUAAAUAGUGAACCGGAAGCUAAAAAUGAUAGUAAUAAAGAUAAAGAUAGCAGGAUUGAAAAUAGUUACCUUAACAGCGCGAAUUCCAACACCGAUAAUACGAUUAGUAAUGGUAAUACCGUGGACAGUUCUGGCAUUGCAUCGUCUUCUUCUGGCAUAGUGAAUAGUAACAGCAAUAAUUCUUCGUCCACCGACUCUAGUUUAGAAUCAUCUAGUGGAGAAAAAGAAAAAGGAACAGACCUUAUAAUGGCUGUCGCAAGCUAAACAAAUUAUUUAUGACAAAAAGAAAAUGUAUUCGCGUAUUGCAACCCGUUGAAUAAAUUAAUAUCGUAAUUUUAAUCAACUCGGAUUUUACACUCAGACAACAUCUUUGUUUAAUAUUUAAUUUAUAUGUAAAUGUUAUUAUUGGAAUAUUAAUUUAUUUAAAAAAAUCAAAAUAUUAUUUUUUAGUGGAGGAAUAAUUAGUUCUCCUUUACUUAAUCAUGUUAAAUAUUUUUUUGUUAUUUUAUUUACACACACACAGAUAAACAUAAGUAUUAACAA